GCAGACAGUGACGUACAGAGGUGCGCUGUCAGCGCAGCGUCGCGGAUUGUGGUGUUUUGUCAUGGCGUGAAGGAAACACCAGGUGCUUCACAGUAUAAAAUAUACACAGAAUACACGAAUUUUAAUUUUCGUCGAUGUGUAAUCCGUUACAAAUUCUGAAGAACAGUGGGCAUCGCCUAUUUUUUACAUUCAGUUGUAAAAUUCCGUAAUUUCAGUGCGCGGAAACAAGGGGUCUGUGACUGAACAAGGAACAAGUCUUCCCUAACAUACGCACAACAGUUUGGACUUCCGACAACACCAGAAGCUGUAGUGUCCUCUUACACGAGUUUCCUGCGUCAGUCAACAUCGAUAUGAGGUUAGGUUCUAUGGUACCGAAUUUUUGGGCUGAAACGACGAUGGGGCCAAUAAAAUUCCACGAAUGGCUUGGACAAUCAUGGUGUGUGUUGUUCUCACACCCGGCAGACUUCACGCCGGUGUGCACCACGGAGUUAGGCCUAAUCGCACAGGAGGCGAAUGAGUUCUUCAGACGUGGGGUGAAACUUCUGGGCCACUCCUGUGACUCGUUGCAGAAACAUAAGAUAUGGCUGGACGACAUCAGGACGUAUUUCAGAAAUAUCCCUCUGGAGUUCCCGUACCCUAUCAUCUCUGACGAGAGCCGCGAGCUUGCCGUGCGGCUGGAUAUGUUGGACGAGGGAAACCGCUGGGACCCCGUAGCCGCCAACACGAUCCGGGCCCUCUACGUCAUCGGCCCAGACUUUACAGUUAAGCUGUCAAUGUUCUACCCCAACACCACCGGCAGGAAUGUCCAGGAAAUGCUUAGAGUUAUAGACUCACUUCAACUAACGGAGCGGCUGAGAGUUGUCACGCCAGCCGACUGGACCAUGGGCGAGGAAGUAAUGGUAUCGCCUGAGGUCCAGGACAAGGAUUUGGCCAAACUCUUCCCGCGCGGAGUUGAGAAGGUCAGGAUGCCAUCGGGAAUUGCUUACGUGCGAAAAACCCGCGACUACGGACAUGCCAGCGAAUGUUGGGAUGGUUCCAUUAUCUGAUGACGGAGCUCUUCACACUCAACGCCAGUUCUGAACAAACUGUCUGGACUAGAACCCACAGAGUGACGCGAAGUCGCAGUUGUCAGAACAAAUACCAUUACCUACAUCUGACUACAUAUAACUACAUCUGAGAGUUAGUUAUUUUUGUUGUGUGUAGCAAAGAAAUUUGUUGAACAUUUUUAAGAUAAAGAAGCAGUUAAAAUGUCUGUAUUUAAGUGCAGUACCACUACGCUAAAUGACACAGACAGAGCUUAUAUCCCUUACAAAAAUCAACCUCUCUUCCCAUCGUCUAAAUUAUAAAGUAAUAAAACUGCAAUGUUUCAGAAGUUGAA
Zootermopsis nevadensis is the source of this 1378-nucleotide messenger RNA. RefSeq names its product peroxiredoxin-6. The record is from RefSeq and is a predicted model, not a curated record. Lineage: Eukaryota; Metazoa; Arthropoda; Insecta; Blattodea; Termopsidae. Gene Ontology annotation, molecular function: peroxiredoxin activity. Gene Ontology annotation, biological process: cellular oxidant detoxification; cell redox homeostasis. Gene Ontology annotation, cellular component: mitochondrion; cytosol.